Penicillium soppii is the source of this 1740-nucleotide messenger RNA. RefSeq names its product endonuclease/exonuclease/phosphatase family protein. Bases 1 to 1740 code for a protein of 579 amino acids. The record is from RefSeq and is a predicted model, not a curated record. The transcript has 2 exons. Gene Ontology annotation, molecular function: catalytic activity. Lineage: Eukaryota; Fungi; Ascomycota; Eurotiomycetes; Eurotiales; Aspergillaceae.
AUGGCGGACUUUCUGUCGAAAGCAGCUGUCCAAAAAGCCGAUAUCAUUGCGAUACAAGAGCCAUGGGAAAACCCAUACAGCGACACAACAUAUCACCCACUGAAGCAAACACAUGAGCUCUUGUUUCCGUCUAGUGCGGAGACAGGAGGGAAAUCUCGUGUGUGCAUAUAUAUCUCGAAACGCUUCGGGACCGAAUGGACACAUCAUGCACACAGUGCAUUCUGUCAGGAAGUACGCUUCCUAUCGCCAACACUGGGAAUGCUCCGAGUACUCAACAUAUACAAUGAAUGCGGAACCACUAGCACAGUAGAGAUGUUACAUGAACUGUUAAACCCCCGUGAUCAGAUCAUACUACUUGGAGAUUUCAACCUCCACCACCCAGCAUGGGGAGGUAUCGAUAGCAGACAAGACCCCGGAUCCGACAAAUUGAUCGAGCUGUGCGACGCUGCAGAUCUCGACCUGUGGCUAGAGCCAGGCACAAUAACCAGGGACCAAAACGGCGACCAAACCACAAUCGACCUCUUUUUCGGAUCCCCCACUCUCACAGACAGGCUGGUGGUGUGCGAAGUGGCCAUGGAUUGCCACGCAGACUCAGACCACCUGCCAAUCCGGGUAAUAGUGGACAUCGAAACCCCACCGCCCCCAAACAACACAAAACGACGACUCUGGAAGGUCAUGGACACGGAAAAACUCGAGAAAUUUGUGACCCAGAACCUGACCAGUCUACGAUCAUGGGCCCUCGACACACCGCGUCAGAUCGACGACGCGGUAGAACAACUGAUCAACAUUAUACAGCGGGGGGUAGAAGAGUCGACUCCUUGGGCCAACCCAUCUCCACAGGCCAAUCGGUCAUGGACUAAGGAAUGUGGAGAAGCUGUCAAAGAAUCGAGACGACAGUUCCGACGAUACCGGUCCACGCACAGCGCCGAUGAUUGGGAAACGUACAGGGUUGCACGCAACCAGAAAGGUAGGAUCAUCAAGAGUGCACUACGGAAGGGCUUCCGAAAGUUCAUCGAGGAGGCCGUUGAGCAAGGACCACAGGGACUGUGGAGAGUGUCCAAAUGGGCCAGGAAUCGGGGCCAGCAACAACAAGGCAGCGUCAUGCCGGCACUACGAUCUGCUAACAUUAACGACAACAACGAUAUAUUUGCGGAGACGGAUGCGGCAAAGGUAGAAACACUACGGAGUGCCUUCUUUCCACGACCACCUGACGCGGACCUUUCCGACAUCGCGAACUCACGCCAGCGUGCCCCCUUUCCGAUGCCGGCCAUCACAGAGAGUGAGGUCAGGGCUGCGCUAAAACGUGCACCACCAGACAAAGCACCAGGAAUUGACACACUGCCAAAUAAGGUGUGGAAAGUUCUGUCACAGGGAUCCUCGGAGAGACGGUUCAUCCCGAUCAUCACGGCAAUCUUCGACGCAUGCCUUACCAUCGGAUACAACCCCAAACACUUCCAAACGUCUGUCACAGUAACACUCAGGAAGGCAGGACCCCGGGACUACCGAGUACCGAAAUCGUACCGGCCUGUGGCUCUGCUAAACACACUCGUUAAGAUCCUGGAGGCGAUCAUCGCUACACGCAUCGCGUGGAUGGUGGAAGAGCACAAACUGCUCCCGAAUACACACCUCGGCGGGAGGAAAGGCAUCUCUGUCGACCAUGCCAUCCAGCUGAUCCUCGACAAGCAUACGACAACGUUUCACACGAGCGGCUACUGUUCAAUAUGGAACAAAUGGGACUAG